GCUCGCGCAACCUGACACAAUUCGAUCUGGCUCAGUAAUUUUGAUGUGUUAUAAACUGGAAACGCACAAAGUGCAUUGAGGUUAUCACCAAUCGUGUUAUCACAGAUUAAUCUUGCGCGCUGUCCCUGGGUUCCAUUCGUCGAAUAUUGAAAAUGAGAAAUCCUGGUAUUUUGGCGGAGCUCCACCAACCUGUCUGCGCGUGACGUAGGGAGGGGACUACUUAAAGGCGGAUUAAUGCUGGCAAGACAUUAAAUCCAACCACCCUCCAUCCAGACACAGUGCGCGACCCAUCAACCUGAUCUGAAGAUCGAAAAUAGGAGGGCUUAUAGUAAUCAGCCCUUCAGCCCCACAAGACAACGAGAAAGUGUGGCAGCGUCAUACCAGCGCUUGGGCAGAAGCACAGACCAAUAUUGCACAGCGCUGGAGAGAGGAGGGCGGGACAGCUGCGGGCUUGUGAUCAAUGCAUUUGCCAGAUAACCUCGGAGCCUCUGGAGAGUGAUAACGACCAAAAACCCGGGGAAAUAUUUUCCACAUAUUCGGCAGAGGUUCGUACAGAGUGCCGUGGGCUCUCGCCUCCUCCGGAUGAACAAUAAUGGGGGAAUGGACCAUACUAGAGAGGCUCCUGGAGGCUGCUGUCCAGCAGCACUCUACUAUGAUAGGAAGGAUCCUACUAACUGUGGUGGUGAUCUUCCGGAUUCUAAUCGUAGCAAUAGUUGGAGAGACAGUAUAUGAUGACGAGCAAACCAUGUUUGUUUGUAAUACCUUACAACCAGGCUGCAACCAGGCUUGCUACGACAAGGCAUUCCCAAUUUCACAUAUUAGAUUUUGGGUUUUCCAGAUCAUAAUGGUUUGCACCCCGAGUCUUUGUUUUAUCACAUACUCGGUGCAUCAGUCGGCGAAACAGAAGGAGCGACGGUACUCCACCGUCUUUCUGACACUGGAUAAGGAUCAAGAUUCAAUGAAACGAGACGACAGCAAAAAGAUUAAAAACACCAUUGUGAAUGGAGUACUUCAGAACACAGAGAACUCCACCAAAGAAGCCGAACCCGACUGUUUGGAAGUCAAAGAUAUCCCCAAUUCAGCCAUGAGAACUACUGGAAAGUCUAAAAAGAGUCGACAAGAGGGUAUCUCGAGAUUUUACAUAAUUCAAGUGGUUUUCAGAAACGCGCUGGAAAUAGGGUUUUUAGUGGGUCAAUAUUUCUUGUACGGAUUCAAUGUCCCAUCGGUGUACGAGUGUGAUCGUUACCCCUGCAUAAAAGAUGUAGAGUGUUAUGUUUCCAGACCAACAGAGAAGACCGUGUUUCUAGUCUUCAUGUUCGCGGUCAGUGGCUUUUGUGUGUUGCUGAAUCUGGCAGAACUCAAUCAUUUGGGGUGGAAGAAAAUCAAAACGGCAGUGCGAGGAGUUCAGGCGAGGCGGAAGUCCAUUUAUGAAAUCAGAAAUAAGGACUUGCCUAGAAUGAGUGUGCCUAAUUUCGGUCGCACUCAAUCCAGUGACUCUGCUUAUGUGUAGCACAUGGAGAGAGUUCCCGAUGGGACAAUGUGCGAUGUGUAAAGAUUGAACCAAGAUGAGCACUGGAUGAUGACAGCUCCCAACGCCACAUCCGUUUCAUGACUUAAAAGCGUGGGCCGAUUUUUUAUUUGUUUAUCUUUUAAGGACUCCAAUGGCAAGCGUGGAUUACACGUUUGUUAAUUUAUUUAUUACAUUGCACUGAUGCAACUUUUUAGUAACGUUUAUACUAUGUAAAGCGCUAAAUAGAGAUCAUGUCGACGUGUUCACGCAUUUACUCUUUGUGGGCUGAUCUACUGUACUUGAAGAGAGUAGGGUAUAUUAAAAUUGCACUAAGAGGUGAACACCCGGGAGCCAAACCUAACCCGAUGCGUGACAGUGUUUAAAAAAAAUAAUUCAACCGAUUGUUGACACCGAUCUAUUUAAGCGACACAAUACACCGGUUGACUAUAUUUUGGAGGGGAAAUAUUCUCCAGAUUUACAUAGGCAUAUGCCUAAAUAUAUAAAUACAUUUUGACUAUGGAUCGACCUAGUUGAAAUACAUUAGCAUCAUUCAUAUUUUUGUUGCCUGUGUUCGCACCACUGACCUUAACGUAUGUAAUCAUUCCAUUGCUAUAUAGCUGACUUGCAAAACAGUAUCUGGUGGAUUUGCUGCAAACGCUAACGUCUGUGACUUCCUUAAUUUAUAAUACACCAAAGCGCCCACUGCUUUCAUUUGUGAAAAGUCUUUUCUUGCUUUCGUGUAAUUAAGUGCCAUACUUGUACAUAGACAUAUAUAUAUGUAUACAUAGAAAUAAAUAAAUAUAUAAUAUUAUUCAUCAUGAAAGCUAAUUCCCUGCUUGAAUUAUGCUAAACGCCGCCCUAUUUUUUGCUUUAACUUGUGAUUUAAAUGGAUAUAUUACAUUUGUCUCUAGCUCCCUUUCUAUUUGGCAAAUGACUGGGAAAUGAAUAAAGUGCUAGUCUUUUUUAUAUACCGGAAGAAAAUGUUUCUCCACAAUCAUAAUUGAUCUCAACUCAAAUAGCACAAAUUGACCUUUUUAACAAACUAAGAAUGGGCAAUAAGUAUCUGCUCAGGUGCUAGGGUUUUUUCACAGAAUGGUUUUCAAUGUAACCAAAAUGAACCAGAAAAAAAAACACCCUUUUCUGUCGAAAAAUAAAAGUGGGAUUCAUGUACACCAGAAACGUGUGAGGUGCAAUACUUUUCUGUCUGAAAGCUGAACUGGAAUGUUAGAAGGAUCCUAUAGCUGCCCUGUCUAACCAUGGCUUGGUUCAGUGAAAAUGGCAAUGUUUGCCACACACACAAGCCUAUGUCGUUCCAUCCCAUGAGAAAACCCCUAUGAGCUCUUCCUUUGAUGUUGUCAGUGUCUGUUAACAUGUGGGUGUGCUGUAAUGCAUUUCAAUGGGGAUGAUGCUUCCAUGACUAACAUCAAUACUGCAUGUCCCAUAACAUUGACCAGACGCAGCCGUAAUGUGAAAUGCAUUCUAACAUUCAUGUACUGUCCCUUCCCAGUCAUAGCUGACCUGACCAUGACUGUUCACAUGGCUGCUAUACUGUUACUGACUUUGUGACCUUGACCAGGAAGCUAUUGGACAGACACACCGUACAGAACAGGGAUGAUUAAAACCUGAUCUUCAUUGAUAGAGGACUUUUUUUGUCCACCCCUUCUUCCCUCUUUUCAAGGAAGUGAGCAAAGGAGCGGCUCUUGCUGAAGGGAAGGUCGUGUGAGCCUCAUGAAGGUCACCAAGAAAAAGAGAAAGAGAAAAAAGGGAAAGUGCUGAACUGUACGCCCACACUCCAGAGAGAGAGAGGGAGGGGGGAGAGAAACAGAGAGAGAGAGAGAGGAGGAUUCCAGGCUGACCAUCCAGGAUGAUCUGAGGGAUGGUAGGAUGCAAGACUCUGCCUCUGCCAGGAUGACUUGGCAAAGCCCAGAGAAAUCGAAGAGUAGCGCACACUGACACAUCCAUCUCAAACUCAGCAGGGACGUGAAAAUUGUCUGUAACUCAAGAAAAGUGCAGUUUACCUACUUGGCCUCUCUCCUCUCUAUUUCUCUCUCUAUUUGUCUCUCCCUUCCCUAUCUCUGAAAAUGUUUACUGACCAAAUGACUGUACAGGCCAUCCUGUCCAAUUCCACACAGUUGUUUUCAACGCUUGUAAAUCUCUUGGGUUUUCUUUCAUUGAGAAUUCCCAGUUAUUAUACAAGGCUGUUGUGUAAGGGAUCCUACAAACAAAGACUAUAUUUUCACUGUAUAUUACUGUAUAUUUACUGUACAUUUACUAAAGAGCCACUUGCUCUGAUGCUGUGCUUGUGGUUUCCCUGCAAUAUUCAUCCUGGUAAUUUCACGGCUGCUUCUAAAAUGCCCAAAUUAUUGGGUUAUGUAUGAAUGCAAUUAUGCAUGCUGUGUUGCAUUUUCCAUGUGAGCGUUGGGAGGCUUGGUUUAAUAUUACGUUGUACCUGUGCUGCUCUUUAUUUCCUCUGUGCUCAGCUCGCUAGAGACAGGCUAAAAAGGAAGAGGGCUUCUGACCAGAGAGAUAGCUGGAGAUAGCGACAGAUGUAAGCGACUCUCCCAGUUCUAUGCCAUUUAUCUUGUGCUCGCUUCAGCCCCCACUCUUGACAACAGUAGAUACAUCUGAGCAAGGACUGCAGCUAUUUCAAGGAUCCAGGACAAAUGCUCAGGAAAACCAGACAUUUCAGCUGAUUGCAGGUGCUUAAAUAUACAGGGAGGGAAUUUUAGAGGACCAUUUUAGCCCUUAAUCUCUCAGUCUUUGUCUAGAGAAACACCUCUGAAUUAAAGAGAAUCAUCUCCCUGAGACUGUUAUGGUCCGGGAGAGAGGAGAGGUGGUCAGUGCCCUGUCCUCAUAAAAUAUCAAGCUCAUUUUAUUACCAUCCAUUCCUGCGUCAGUUUAAUUUCAUCCUUCCUGUUCAACACUUUAAUAAGGCUUUGCCAAUAAAAAAAAAAUGCACUGGUUACCAUAAAAUAAUCAAUACUCUUUUUCUCAACAACAAACCAAACCAAGCCUCCAACCCUUGACGUUUUUCAUUUGAUGCGCUGGUUCCGUAUAUAUGUACUGUAAAGCGGAAUGACUUUGAAAGACAUACUGUGAAUUAAAUCCAUUUUCUCACCAAGAGGAGAAUAUAUUUG
Oncorhynchus kisutch (coho salmon) is the source of this 4647-nucleotide messenger RNA. RefSeq names its product gap junction delta-2 protein. The transcript has 2 exons. Lineage: Eukaryota; Metazoa; Chordata; Actinopteri; Salmoniformes; Salmonidae. Gene Ontology annotation, cellular component: connexin complex. Gene Ontology annotation, biological process: cell-cell signaling. The record is from RefSeq and is a predicted model, not a curated record. Gene Ontology annotation, molecular function: gap junction channel activity. Bases 593 to 1510 code for a protein of 305 amino acids.